Molecule: messenger RNA, 2403 nt
Organism: Stylonychia lemnae
Lineage: Eukaryota; Ciliophora; Spirotrichea; Sporadotrichida; Oxytrichidae
Source: the annotation of a GenBank genome assembly
AUGAUGAAAACACUUGACCUCACUGUUAAAGUCUCUCAAGAAAAGAGAGAACAGUACAUUUAAGCAUUUGAAGAAUCAUACAACUUAUAUGAGAUUCUUUUUUCAAUGGUAAAAGAUGAAGGACUGUUUAUACAAUCAGACCCAUUAAGACACCCAUUGAUCUUUUAUCUCGCUCACACAUCUGUUUUUUACAUUAACAAGUUUAUUACUGCUGGCAUUAUCGACCACAGUGAAAGAAUAAACCCAGCAUUUGAGUCUAAAUUUGCAGUCGGAGUAGAUGAGAUGUCAUGGGACGAUAAAUUGGAGCCAAGAGAAUGGCCAACAGCUUAGGAAAUUCGUAAUUAUAGAGAACAAGUUAGAAACCUAGUUAUUAGGAAAAUUAAAGAAAUAUGUUUGGAAGAUAACUCUGUUAUUGAUCAAACUCAUCCUUUCUGGAUCCUUAGUAUGGGUAUUGAGCAUGAAAAGAUACAUUUUGAGACUACUAGCGUCCUUAUAAGAUAGCUUCCACUUAUAUAUAUUAAAAAAGACUAGCCAGCAGGAGAUAUUUUCAGAAAUAUCUGCCCUGAAAUCAACAAUGAUUCGACCAUUAAUAUUGAAAUAAAUUACGUGUAAAUUCCAAAGGGUUCUAUUACCCUAGGAAGACCGUCAAAAAGAGAGCAUGCAGUAUCUGAUGAGCACAAGGAAAAUUUGGUUAACAUUUAUGGAUGGGACAAUGAAUUUGGACAUCACACUAGCAAUGUUGAAUCUUUCAAAUUACAAGAUAAACUUGUGAGCAACGCCUAAUAUUUAAGAUUUGUCAAUGAAGAUGGAUAUACUACUUAAGAGUACUGGUCAGAAGAAGGUUGGAGAUGGGUAACAUCCACUAAUAGCUAACACCCCAAUUUCUGGUUGAAUACAGAGCAAGGUUUUAGACUAAGAUUAAUGCUUGAGGUCCCAGAUUUAAUGCCUUGGGACUGGCCUGUUGAAGUUAAUUGCUUAGAGGCUAAUGCUUACACUCGUUGGCUAAGUAAGAAACUUCAAGCUAAGGUUAGGUUGCCGACAGAAGAUGAGUAUAACCGUGUUCUUAAGAGAUAUUAAGCUGAGUUGGAUACAACCUAGCAAAAUAUUGAACUUAAAUACGCUUCAUCUACUCCAGUUAAUUCACACAAAGUUGGGGAUGUUUAUGAUUUAAUGGGAAACGUUUGGUAAUGGUUAGCAACUCCAAUUUACCCUUUUGAUGGUUUCAAUGUCCAUCCAAUUUAUGAUGAUUUCACUACUCCUACUUUCGAUGACAAGCACAAUAUCAUUAAAGGAGGGUCCUGGAUUUCUUGUGGUAACUUGGCAACAAUCUAUUCCAGAUAUGCUUUUAGAAGACAUUUCCUUCAACAUGCAGGUUUCAGAACAGUUAUCCCUGACGAUUAGGAAUCUUGCGACCACUUCUUGGUUGAGUUAAACGACCAUGAAAAUAAGAAUCUGAUCAUAUCCUCAAACUAAUAAUAUGUGAAUCCCUAUGAAUCAGAUGAUUCCGUAAAUCUUUAUUGUAAUUUCCACUUUGGGGAGAGAAUAAACUUUUUUGGUUAAUUGCUCCCAAACUUCCCAACCCUGUGUGCUAUGGUUUGUGAAAAAGUUAUCCAAACUUCUCACUUCUGGUCUUAAAAGAAAGAGCACCCUGAAUUGAAGCUUAGAGCUCUUGAUUUAGGCUGUGCAGUUGGAAAGACUACCUUCGACUUCUCAAGAUUCUUUGAUGAGUCCGUCGGAGUGGAUUUCUCAGUGAGAUUCAUUCAAGUAGCUUCUAUUCUUAUGAAGAAUAAAUAAAUCUUAUAUAAGAUGCCACAAGAAGGUCAUAUUUACAAAUACAAAUAAGCAUUUUUGAAGGACUUCGAUGAUUAUAAAGUGGAACUUGACUUCAUGAAUCAAUUAUUCAACUUCAAUGAGAGCAGAGAAAAUUUUGACUAGAGACCAACUGAUGAAAACAUUAAAUUCUAAUAAGGAGAUGCUUGUAAUCUCCCUGAGAAUCUUGGUUAAUUCCAUUUAAUAAUGGGUGCUAAUCUCAUAGAUAGACUCUAUAAUCCAGAGUAGUUCCUAAAAGACAUAGUAAAGUUCAUUGUUCCAAGAGGAUUCCUUGUCCUCUUUUCCCCAUAUACAUGGCUUUAAGAAUACACACCUAAAGAGAAAUGGAUUGGUGGAAGAUAAUAAGACGGUGAAAACCUCUAUACUAGAGUGAAUCUUCAAAAAAUAUUAUCAGAUGAAUUCGAGCCAUAUAAUUUGAAACUAGACGGAAAUGGAUAUAAUGACCCUAUAUACGGUAAAUUCGAAAAAGACUCAGAAGUUAAUUGCUUCAGUUUACCCUUCUCAAUUCAAGAGACUCUUAGAAAACAUUAGUUUACUUAUUCUGAAUGUACCAUUUGGCAGAGGAAAGAAUGA